AUGUCGCUCAUAAAAUGGUCACUGGCUGAUCCUCCGCUCACGGAAAAGGGCGAAGAGCAAUGCGCUCUUCUGAGAGAGAACUUGAUCUCUACAUUCUCAGACAAGAUCGAUAAUACAGAAGAUGUAGCUAUCGUUGUUAGUCCCAUGCGGCGUACGAUGCAGACUGCUAUGCUUGCGUUGGGCUGGCUUGUCGAGCGGGGUGUUAAGAUUGAUGGCAACGCAGACUGGCAAGUAAACCUCUCCUCCGUCGAUCCCCUCUGGCCAGACAAGACAUCACCCUCCGCAGAGCGAUACUGGUACACCAAGAAGUCCAUCCUCGCUCGCGGUCAGCGCGCCCUGGAGGAUCUGAAGAAAAGACCCGAGAAGCUCAUUUUCGUGGUAUCGCACGCUGGAUUCUUGAGAUUGGGCGUUGCGGGGUAUUGGUUCUUUAAUAGUGAUUAUCGUGUUUUUGACUUUGAGGACAAGGGGAUCAAACAACGGGAGGAGACGAAGGCGGGAGGGAUGGGGUUGUCGUUUACGGAGACUGUUGAGCUGGGGCUUGAUUUGCCGGAGGAGGAUCCGGGGUAUGAUGCUGUGGCGAAGGCGUAG
Messenger RNA from Fusarium musae, 588 nucleotides. RefSeq lists its product as uncharacterized. The coding region runs from base 1 to 588 and encodes 195 amino acids. Gene Ontology annotation, cellular component: cytoplasm. The record is from RefSeq and is a predicted model, not a curated record. Lineage: Eukaryota; Fungi; Ascomycota; Sordariomycetes; Hypocreales; Nectriaceae. The transcript has 3 exons. Gene Ontology annotation, molecular function: phosphatase activity.